This is a messenger RNA of Sapajus apella (tufted capuchin), 580 nucleotides long. RefSeq names its product peptidyl-prolyl cis-trans isomerase A-like. Lineage: Eukaryota; Metazoa; Chordata; Mammalia; Primates; Cebidae. The coding region runs from base 1 to 495 and encodes 164 amino acids. The transcript has a single exon. Gene Ontology annotation, molecular function: peptidyl-prolyl cis-trans isomerase activity. Gene Ontology annotation, biological process: protein peptidyl-prolyl isomerization. The record is from RefSeq and is a predicted model, not a curated record.
AUGGUAAACCCCACCUCAUUCUUUGACAGUGCCCUCAAAGGCGAGCCCUUGGGCCGCAUCUCCUUCAGGCUGUUUGCAAACAGGAUUCCAAAGUCAGUAGAAAACUUUCAUGCUCUGAGCACUGGCAAGAAAGGAUUUGGUUACAAAGGUUCCUGCUUUCACAGAAUUAUUCCAGGGUUUAUGUGUCAGGUUGAUGACUUCACAUGCCAUAAUGGCACUGGUGGUAAGUCCAUCUAUGGGGAGAAAUUUGAUGAUGAGAACUUCAUCCUAAAGCAUACAGGUCCUGGCAUCAUGUCCAUAGCAAACGCUGGACCCAACAAAAACGGUUCCCAGUUUUUCGUCUACGCUACCAAGACUGAGCGGUUGGAUGGCGAGCAUGUGGUCUUUCGCAAGAUGAAAGAAGGCAUGAAUAUAGUGGAGGCCAUGGAGUGCCUUGGGUCUAGGAAUGGCAAGACCAGCCAGAAGAUCACCAUUGCUGACUGCGGACAACUCUAAUAAGUUUGACUUGUGUUUUAUCUUAACUACCAGACCAUUCCUUCUAUAGCUCAGCAGAGCACCCCUCCACCCCAUUUGCUCACAG